Messenger RNA from Aplosporella prunicola CBS 121167, 1851 nucleotides. Its product is annotated as glycoside hydrolase family 31 protein. The annotation marks the transcript as partial. The transcript is spliced from 3 exons. Gene Ontology annotation, biological process: carbohydrate metabolic process. Lineage: Eukaryota; Fungi; Ascomycota; Dothideomycetes; Botryosphaeriales; Aplosporellaceae. The record is from RefSeq and is a predicted model, not a curated record. Gene Ontology annotation, molecular function: hydrolase activity, hydrolyzing O-glycosyl compounds.
UUUCUGUCGUUUGCGAGCCCGAGGGGGGAGCAGUGGUUUGGGUUUGGGGGGCUGGCGGGGCUAGGGGAUCUGAGAGGCCAGCGCAUCCCCAUCCUAACACGCGAAGCGGGCGUCGGCCGGGGCGCCCCGCCCCUAACACACCUCCUCAACAGCAACGCCUCCCUCAGCGGCGCCUUCGCCGGCGGCUCCCUCCGCACAGCCUACACAGCCAUCGGGGCAGGCACGACGUCGCAUGGGCGAUGGCUCGCGCUGGCGGGCGCGCCCGCACUCACGGUCCUCGAUCUCGCGAGCGCGCGGUCGAAUGGCGCUGCCAAUGCCGCUGUCAAUGCCACUGCCAACCCCGUCCUCAGCGCCCUCACGGCCCUCAGCCGCCGCACCGGGCGCCAGCCGCGCCUCCCCGCCUGGACGGCCCAAGGCAGCAUCCUCGGGAUCCAAGGCGGGCAGAACAAGACGGCCGCCAUUGUGCAGCGCGCCCUCGCGGCCAAGACGCCGCUCGCGGCUGUGUGGCUGCAGGACUGGAGCGGCGCGCGCCUGCAGCCCGGCGCCGACUACGCCGUCCCCGCCAGCCGGCUGUGGUGGAACUGGGAGGCGGACGCGGAGCGGUACCCGCAGUGGGCGACGUGGGUGCCGGCGCUGCGGGGCGAGCAUGGCGUCCGAGUUCUGAGCUACGUGAAUACGUUUUUGGCGGAUGUGAGCGCGAAGACGAGUGGAUGGGAAAGGAAUCUGUUCGAGGAGGGUAGCGCAAAGGGCUUGUUGGUGGGGAAUAAGUCGGCGGAUGAUGGCGCGCCGUGGAGGAUUGAGAGCGGACCCGGCAUCGAUGCGGGACUGUUGGAUCUGUCGAAUGAGGCGGCGGUGCGCUGGUUCAAGCAGGUGCUCAAAGACCAGUUCUACAGCGUACCCAUCUCAGGCAUGAUGCAGGACUUUGGCGAGUACCUUCCCACCGACGCUGAUGCCCAGCUAGGCGGCGACGUCGACCCCCGCCUCUUCCACAACGCGUAUCCCGCGGCGUGGGCGAAGCUGCUGCGCGAGGUGGUCGAGGAGCUGGAUCUUACGGACGAACAGCUAGGCUUCCACCGCAGCGCGACAACCUUUUCAGGCCCGCACACGAACCUCUUCUGGGCCGGCGACCAAAACGUCGACACGACUCGCGAGGACGGCAUGCGUGCGGCCGCUAGCACUGCCCUGCAGAUGGGCUUCAGCGGGUGGGGCCAGAUCCACUCGGACGUCGGCGGGUACACAACGACGCUGUCUAAAAAGGCAGGCAAUGUCACGCGCGACGCAGCGCUUCUAGGACGAUGGGGGGAAAUGGUCGCGCUGACGGACGCCGUGAUGCGUUCGCACGAGGGAAACAUCCCAGACGUCAACGCCCAGGCCUACGACAAUGCCUCGACGCUAGCUUACUGGGCUUACAACUCGCGCUUGUUCGUCAGCGUGGCUCAGUACCGGGCGCAGCUGCUCGACGAGUACCACGAUCGCGGCUGGCCCGUUGCGAGGCAUCCUGUCGUCUAUGCACCGGGGGACGCGCGCGCUCAAAGCGUUGUCGACGAGGCGUUUUGGGUUGGCGAGGCACUACUGCUGGCGCCGGUUUACGAGGUUUGGGAACAGAAGGUUGAAGUUUAUCUUCCGCAUUUUCAGAUUGAUAGCGAGGGAAGGGCUGUGCCGGGGGAGACAAAGUAUAGGCAUUUGUGGUCAGGGGAAGAGUACGCGCCAGGGCAGAGUGUUGUCGUGGAUGCGCCGUGGGGACGGCCGGGCGUAUUUGUCAGGUGGCCAUUGAAGGAGAGCGAGGAGGAGACAUUGAAGGGGUUGUUUGAGUUUGUGGAGAAGGAGAGGGAGACGGUGCUGAGCGUGUGA